AUGGCUAUGACUGUGUGCAACUCUUGGAACCCAUUAGUCCCGUCAAGUACUAUUCUUCUUUGUUCUCUCUUCUUCUUCACCCUUUACUAUUUCCCUCUUCAAGCAAAUUCACUAUGCUUCAACUUCACGAAGAUUGAUCAAAAGCGUGAAAAUAUCGACAUAAUAGCUGAUCCACCUGCUUAUAUCAACGAAGAUGGCAUCCAAGUCACCCCAAAUGACCGGGGCUUGAACCGAUUGCAAAAAGCUGGUCCAGCCAUGCAUAAAGAUCCUCUUGUGAAAAAUAAUGUGAGAACAGGGCAAUUCAAUUUGACUUUGCAAAUCGAUAAGAAGAGGAUGGGUGAAAACAACAAAAAGGCACUGGGGGUGGUUGUCGGCUCAUUUAUUUUGGUUAUUAGUGUGUUAGCUUUGCUUGGAUUUGUGUUGUGGAACAAAAGUAGUAAUAAAGCAGCAAAAAAAGAAGAUGAGCUUGCUAUUGAAUUAUCCGUGGACAAUGAAUUCGAGGUAGGUACCAGACCAAAGAAGUUUUCAUAUGGUGAAUUAAAUCAUGCAACAAACUACUUUGCGAAGGAACAGAAGCUUGGAGAGGGAGGAUUUGGUGGGGUUUAUAGAGGUUUCUUGAGGGAAUCCAACCUCCAUGUUGCUGUGAAGAGAAUAUCUAAGGGAUCAAAACAAGGAAUAAAGGAGUACAUAUCAGAAGUGAAGAUCAUUAGUCGGUUGAGGCAUAGAAAUUUGGUCCAACUACUUGGCUGGUGUCAUGAAAAAAGAGAAUUCUUACUUGUUUAUGAGGUCAUGGAAAAUGGAAGCUUAGAUUAUCAUCUCUUCAAAGAAAAAAGUUUAUUGACAUGGGCAAUAAGGUACAAAAUUGCUAAAGGCUUGGCCUCAGCAUUGCUCUAUCUGCACGAAGAAUGUGAACAAUGUAUAGUACACAGAGAUGUAAAAUCAAGCAAUGUCAUGUUGGAUUCAAAUUUCAACCCUAAACUUGAGGAUUUUGGAUUAGCGAGGCUUGUCGACCACGAUAAGGGGUCACAAACAACAAUUUUGGCAGGAACAAUAGGUUACGUGGCACCAGAAUGCCUAGUUACAGGCAAAGCCAAUAAGGAAUCAGACGUCUUUAGUUUUGGAGUUGUGGCACUAGAAAUAGCAUGUGGAAGAAAACCCAUUAGCUUGAAGGUCCCAAAAAGUCAGAUGAGAAUGGUAGACUGGGUUUGGGACCUCUAUGGUACUGGUAGGCUUCUUGAGGCGUUGGAUUCGAAGAUAUGUGCUGAUUUCGUUCAAGAAGAAGUGGAAUGCUUGAUGAUUGUUGGGCUUUGGUGUGCUCACCCAGAUCACAAUCUCUGACCUUCAAUUAGGCAAGCAAUUCAUGUGCUAAAUUUUGAAGCUCCAUUGCCCAUUCUCCCUACCAAAAUGCCUAUGCCAACAUAUUUUGCUCCUUCGAUGACUAGUUCUUCAUCUUUGGCUUCUUUAACAAAUGGCUCCACUGCAACUUCUAAUCCUCGGCAUCAUAUUUGCAUACAUCAUCAAUAAGUUGAUUCAUAUAGUUUCUAGUACAAUAUUUUAAUGUAUUUGAGUUGAGUACUAGCACUACAACAUGUAAGACUUUUGGCGACCAAUUAUUUUGGUCCCUAAAACCAUUAAUUUGGUCUCUAAAUAGUUUUUGUGACAAAAUUAAAUUUGUCACUAAAAAAGUCACUAAAAGUGCGUCUAGAAAAGUCUUUAACGACGAAUUUUUGAAAAUGUCACUGAAAAUGACAAUUAGCGACCAAUUUUAUAUUGUCACAAAAUGUUUGAUAUUGCAAAACUAAAACAUUUUGUCACUAAUACUUUGUCACAAAAUGUCUCCAUUUGGUCGCAAAAAGCAAAAUAAUGACCUUUUUAACAACAAUUAUAUUUGGUCGCUAAAGGUUUGAAAUAACAUUUUGAAAACUUUCAAUUUCAUAGCUACAAAUUGACAUCCACAGCCCAAAUCUAUCUCUGUAUAUAGAAAAAAACAAGAUCAAAUCUUGCACACAAGAUCAAAUCUAUUCUUGUAUAUACAAAAAACAAAUUACAAAAAUCAAAACUCUAAGUAUCCAAAUUCACUUCAACAUAGUUCAUUACAUGAGUUAAAUCCCAAAACAAGAUCAAAUAAGUUCAACAUUGUAUGAGUUAGAACUCUAUGACAACUUCAACUUUGCCUUUCUCUCGCACCACCUCAUCACUAGUUCAGUUACAAGAGCAACAUGCCCUAAACAAUUAGUUGUUUCACGACCACAAAAGCUUAUCACCAUCUAUAGUCAUAGAGAAAGGAUGAAAAUC
Molecule: messenger RNA, 2295 nt
Organism: Camellia sinensis
Lineage: Eukaryota; Viridiplantae; Streptophyta; Magnoliopsida; Ericales; Theaceae
Source: RefSeq, a predicted model, not a curated record